AUGUAUGUACAGUACAAGACAAUCGCUUUCUUGAGUCGAACUUAUCUGACUGCAUCUAGUCUGCCCAAAAUGAGCAGUCCAACGAGCAUACUGUCCAUCUUGAACAACGACGAUAAUCCUGCCUUUGCUGUGCGGAAGCCGUACAGUUCAGCGUCCGCAACUCCGACAAGCACGUAUAAACAUCCUCAGCAGUCUUCGUCUUACGAACCUCGAUAUGAUCUCAGCUCGUCAUCACUCCAAUCACAGCAUUCUUACAAUCAAUCCAUGUCGACUGCAGUCGCUCGAUCGGCCCCGUCUCAGUCGACACAGUCAACAACACAUGUACAUCACAAUCCAGAGACAAGAAUACCCCCGCCUUCGUAUCCAUCUGGCAGUGUGACCCAGCAUCUCCCCCCACGCAGGCCCUCGAUUCGGAGCAGUCGAGAACUGGCUCCUCCGAUCGAGCCUUCAUCAAGAGUCUUAUAUGCCAGUCCAGCGGAGACGACUGCGCCUCGAGUGACUAAGAACAAAUAUCCCUGUCCCUACGCCGUGUCCCACGCGUGCACGGCCACGUUCACGACGUCGGGGCAUGCAGCCCGCCACGGCAAGAAGCACACGGGCGAAAAGAGCGUGCACUGUCCGAUCUGCAACAAGGCGUUUACCCGCAAGGACAACAUGAAGCAGCAUCGACGGACCCAUCGAAGCCACCCGGGGGACCCUGUCCCCCCCGCGGGAGGGGGAUCGAAAGUGGCAGGCGGGCAGUGA
Messenger RNA from Rasamsonia emersonii CBS 393.64, 744 nucleotides. RefSeq names its product C2H2 transcription factor (Egr2). The coding region runs from base 1 to 744 and encodes 247 amino acids. Gene Ontology annotation, biological process: regulation of transcription by RNA polymerase II. The transcript has a single exon. The record is from RefSeq and is a predicted model, not a curated record. Lineage: Eukaryota; Fungi; Ascomycota; Eurotiomycetes; Eurotiales; Trichocomaceae. Gene Ontology annotation, molecular function: DNA-binding transcription factor activity, RNA polymerase II-specific; RNA polymerase II cis-regulatory region sequence-specific DNA binding.